AUGCCUAGGGAUAAGCGAAGCCGCAAGGGCUGCUUAACUUACAGACCUUGCACAUACAAUCAGAGAGUUGUUUGGGAACAGGAUGCAAUUGAGCGAGGGAUCGCGUUCGGUCGGUCUGAACAGUACAAAAGGAUUAAGCAGCAACAGAUCGAAAACGUGAUCGAUGAUCAUGAACAAACUCUUAGUCAGCGCGUAGCAGCAGAACCAGUACCGUGGCCACCCUUGCAAAACACCAAAACCUUAUUCAUUAAUAUUACCAAACAGGACUUUAACAACAUUUUGGAGCGUAAUGACGAAAUAGCGAGCUUACCUGCCCAAACUCCUAAACAACCUCGCAGCCCGCAGGUAUCACACUCGUUUCCUAGCACUUUUCCCACACCGUCGGAAGACGCUUUUCUUUUGGGGGCAUUACAGGAAUUCGAGUAUCCCUAUUCAAUAGGCUCGCCUAGCGAGUUUGUGCUGGAACCUAAGAACAAGUCAUCGCUUGCUAACCUGGAUCCCCAAGAACGUGAGCUUCUUUUAUACUUCAUCAACUCCAUUUGCCCCGUCUGUGUGUGUUAUCCAGAAAAAUCCAAGCUUUCGUCACAUCCAUUAGAAUCAAUCGACUCGUUCCGGUACAAGCUGAACCCGGAAACAAACCCUUACCUUUACCUAAUAGUUCCACUGGCUGCAGGAUCAGCAAUGGUUCUCAACUCGGUCUUAGCUGCUAGCGCAUACCAGCUGUUUCUUUUGGGAAAAAAGGAGUUUGAAGAAAUAUCCGACAUCUACACAAAGCAGGUGCUAGGAGAACUUCCGCACGCCAUUGGAGAUAUACAUAACCUGGAUGAAGUUCUUGCGACCAUCAUAAUGCUCUGUUUCAAGGAGAUUUCCUCGAACUGCGGGUCUGGAGCUCAAUGGACUACGCACCUUGCACAGGCAAAGGAGCUACUGAAGGAAACCAGAAUGCGCAAUAACGAGAAUCCGCUGUCUAAAUUUUUUACCAGGUACUUUAUCAGCCACGAGGUGAUGGGCGAAACAGCCUGGGUCGGAGGAAACCAUUCGAGCCCUUCCAUGUCUCUUCCAAGACUACCGCAACCCAUCUUCGAUGACCCUCACCUGGAAACUCUUCGCAACGACGGCGAUACUCGAAUCGAUCUCGUCCUUGGUUGCAGUGCGUAUCUGAUUUCAAUCAUUCAUCGAAUUUCCAUGCUCGGUAAAUGCUAUGAGGACCUAGAACUGGAAACCUCCCAAGCGAGUCGCGAUGCAAUCGAGUCAGAGGUUUGGAUCAGACGCGAACAUCUGCACCGAGAAAUUCAAAAGCUCUGCCAGGAAUUUGAAUCAACUCCAGAAGUUAGUGAUGAGGACGUACACUACAUUGAAAUUAUUGCCGAGAUAAAACGGCUAACGGCUAUCAUAUACUUGUUUGCUAGAAUUGACUUGGAGGCUCUUUAUCAGCACAACGGAAGGGUCUCUAAAUCAUUCUAUAAGAGACACGCGGAUACUCAGCAGAUUUCUAAACGUAUCGUGACGCUGAUGAGGUCCCUCCCCGACAUCUACAUGUCUCUGCUGUGGCCGUUGUUUGUCAUAGGCAUUGUAUCCACUGUGGCAGACGAAGAUAGAUGGUUUGUUCUGAACGCAUUCACCACUCUGCAGAAUUCGAGAGAGCUUGGAAGUGUCCGAACAGCGUGUUCCGUUGUUACGAGCGUUUGGAAGGAGAAAGAUUUGGGGUGUGACCACAUACGUUGGAGAGAUAUGAUUCGAGAAAAAGCAUGCACAUUGAGUCUAGCAUAA
Molecule: messenger RNA, 1770 nt
Organism: Ogataea angusta
Lineage: Eukaryota; Fungi; Ascomycota; Pichiomycetes; Pichiales; Pichiaceae
Exons: 2
Coding region: 1-1770 (589 amino acids)
Biological process (GO): positive regulation of transcription by RNA polymerase II
Cellular component (GO): nucleus
Molecular function (GO): DNA-binding transcription factor activity; transcription cis-regulatory region binding
Source: RefSeq, a predicted model, not a curated record